Messenger RNA from Priapulus caudatus, 7237 nucleotides. Its product is annotated as endoribonuclease Dicer-like. Gene Ontology annotation, biological process: apoptotic DNA fragmentation; pre-miRNA processing; siRNA processing. Gene Ontology annotation, cellular component: nucleus; RISC complex; cytoplasm. The record is from RefSeq and is a predicted model, not a curated record. Gene Ontology annotation, molecular function: ATP binding; RNA binding; ribonuclease III activity. Lineage: Eukaryota; Metazoa; Priapulida; Priapulimorpha; Priapulimorphida; Priapulidae.
AAGCAUGUAUUUCAUCAAAUGAAAUGUAUUUUUUGGAGUUUUGUAUUGUAAGGAGCAUCAGAUGCGCUGUGUGACAUGUACGGUUACAACAUAUAAGCACAAAGAUGUUUCCAGGACAAAUAACUAUUCACACGGACAUCUUCACUCCUCGUAACUUUCAGGUGGAGCUGCUAGAUACGGCCAAGCAGAAGAACACGAUAGUAUGUCUCGACACGGGAACAGGAAAGACGUUCAUCGCUGUGAUGCUCAUCAAGGAACUUGCUCAUGACAUCCGACACCCUUGGGAAGAUGGAGCGAAGAGAACGUUCUUUCUCGUUCCGACUGUGCCUCUGGUGCAGCAGCAGGGAGGGGUUGUGGAGAGGCACACUGGCUUGAAGGUGGGGCAGUUCAUUGGUGCCAUGGGUGUGGAUCUCUGGAAGGAUGAGCAGUGGACUGAGCAGUUCAAGAAGUAUCCGGUGUUGGUGAUGACCGCACAGAUAUUCUUGGACAUUCUGCUGCAUGGCUUCCUCAAGCUGUCACGUGUCAAUCUCAUUGUCUUUGAUGAGUGUCAUCAUGCCAAGAACAACCAUCCCUACAAACAGAUAAUGAAGAUGUUUGACAUGUGUGCGUUCGAUCAGCGCCCUCGAGUGUUGGGCCUGACAGCCUCCGUCGUCAGUACCAAGUGCCAUCCAUCCAAGGUGUCAGCUUCUAUCCACCAGCUUGAGAGUGCUCUAGGUUGUACAGCUGAGACCUCUAGUGACCUAUUAGACAUUAGUAGGUAUGGAGCUCGACCUCACGAGUACGUUAUAUAUUAUCCACUGUCUGGAAAAGAACCGGCACGAAUGGAGAUAUUGAGUUUACUCGCCCGUAAUAUCCAGUUCUUGGAGGAUGCGAAACUGAAACUUGAAGAGAAACCAGAGGAUGAGAAAGUCCAAGAGCCACUGGUCAUCCCUAAAACAGUGCUACGAGAGACACAGUAUAUUCUCACUCACCUGGGACCAUGGUGUUGCGACAAGGUGGCACUUUGGUACAUACGUGACCUCGAAAAACUUCUGAAGAGGUUUGGAUACAUAGAGAUUAACCGAAUGUUCAUGCAGUACACACAGACAGUUCUGAGGACAGUUAGAAAACUGUGCCACGACUCUUACUUGAAGGAGCUAGUCGAUGGCGUCUCCCUCUUGAAGUUUGCAUCUCCCAAGCUCAGGCGUCUUGUCGAGAUAUUCGCUGAAUACAAGCCAAGUGAAGAAGAAGUAGCACCACCUAGUGAGGAAAAACCUAGCAGGAGGGACAGAGAGAACGAUGACAGCCUGUGUGGCAUUGUGUUCGUAGAGCACCGAUCCACUGCGAACGCAGUCUGCUCGUUCCUACGGGAGCUGAGCAACCGAGAUGCCAACCUCGGCUUUAUCAAGGCUGAAUUUGUGGUGGGGCACGGUACGCAGAGCGCCUCCAAGGAGUCCGUGAUGAGAUUCCGGCAGCAGGAGGAGGUGCUGAAGAAGUUCCGUAACCACGAGUCAAACUUACUGAUUGCUACAAGCGUUAUUGAGGAAGGAGUGGACGUCCCACACUGCAAUCUCGUCGUUAGGUUUGAUCUGCCUAAAGAGUAUCGCUCGUACGUUCAGUCGAAGGGUCGAGCGCGGAAGUCUGGAGCCAGGUUUGUAAUGCUGAUUCCAGAGGGUGACAUGGACGAUUUCCGGAACGACCUGAAAAACUACCAUGCUACUGAGGAAAUUCUGCUAAGUCAGUGUCAGGAUCGCCAGCAACCCACAGAAGAGGAUAUUGACGCUAGUUUGGCAGAUCAAUAUCUUCCUCCCUAUAUGCCAGUGAAGGGAGAUGGGCAGGCAAGAGUCACAAUGUCCUCAGCCAUUGGACUUGUGAACAGGUACUGUGCACGUCUGCCGAGCGAUGCGUUCACGCACCUGACACCGCUGUGGAAGAUUCGGAGGGUGAACGUGGACGGCAAGAUGCCUCUGGUGGAGUGUACACUCCACCUUCCCAUCAACUCCCCUAUCAAGUACUCCAUCACAGGCGAACCGAUGCCAACUGUGAAGCUAGCAAGAAUGGCCGUUUCACUGAAGACCUGCAUGAAACUGCAUCAGGCGGGCGAGCUUGACAAUCAUCUGCUGCCGGUCGGCAAGGAAGCCAUGAAGUGUGAGAUAGAGGAGGAGAUAGAGGGUGAGGAGAUAGCAGAUGGCAUGCCGCGCCCGGGAACCACUAAGCGUCGGCAGUACUACUACAAGCAGAUAGCCGAUGCCUUAAAGGGCUGUCAUCCCACACCAGGUGAGCACUGCUUUCUCUACAUCAUCAGCAUGGAGCUUUCACGCCCAAUUACUGAAGAACAAAACACCAGAGGUCGUGAAAUCUACCACCCUGAAGACACACCGCAGUGUUUUGGAAUACUAACAAGCAAAGAAGUAUUGCAGCUUCCAGAGUUUCCCGUAUACACGCGGUCAGGGGAGGUGAGUAUCUCCAUUGAACUCGUGGCUUCCGAAUUCACUCUGAUGGAGGAGCAACUGCAGAGACUCUCAUUAUUCCACUACUUCACAUUUUCCUCCGUGCUGCGACUGGACAAGCCUCCCAUGCAAUACAACCACACAUCUGAUGACUGUGCCAGCUACAUUGUUGUACCUCUUAACAUAGACAAUGAAUGCGGGUACAGCAUCGACUGGCAGUUCAUAGAACACAUCGCAUCCUACCAGAGCAAGCCACGUGUGCUGCCCUCUCAGCGGCAGACGAAGUUCGAGUUCGAUCCCGAUCAGUUCCACGAGGCGGUGGUGUCACCGUCGUACCGCAACCUCGACCAGCCUCAGUACUUCUACGUCGCCGAGAUACGAAGAGACCUCACCCCUCUCAGCAGCUUCCCCUCAGACAACUUCCCGACGUUUUCCGACUACUUCAGCAAGAAGUACAGCAUAGCCAUCAGCAGCAUAGAGCAGCCGCUGCUGGAUGUUGAUCACACGUCUGCUCGUCUCAACCUGCUCACCCCCAGGUACCUCAACCGCAAGGGCAUGGUGCUUCCGGCGAGCGUGCCGGCCGAGAGCAAGAAGACGAGCCGCGACGACCUGCAGAAGAAGCAGCUGCUCGUGCCGGAGCUGUGCGACGUGCACCCGUUCCCGGCGCCGCUCUGGCGCAAGGCCGUCUGCCUGCCCUGCAUCCUCUACCGCAUGAACUGCCUGCUGCUCGCCGAACAGCUGCGUGUGCGCGUCGCCAAGGAGGCGCGCAUCGGACUCGUCCAGCUGCCGGAUGGCUACCGGUACCCCAGGCUGGAUUUUGGUUGGCAGCUGUCAGAAGUAAAGGAGGAAGAGGAGGAGGAUACAUCCGAUGGAGAAGCUGAUGAUGGUGCCGAGGAGGAAGAGGAGGGGGAGCUAGAGAUUACAGUUUGGAGAGCUGAAGAUCAUCACAUGGAUGAGAUAAAUGCUACUCAGAGCAGUUUUACGAUCCCUGAGGUGUACCCAUACGACGAUGACUACGUGGUUACGACGAGGAGUACUGCUACAGGGAGUCAUCGUCAACUAUCGCGGUCUCUUCAACAAGUCGGACGGCUUCUUCACAAACCUCGGAAGGCAUCGUUCGAUUUAGAAAACCAUCCUGCAAGCCCAUGCAUGAUUCUGCAGGCGUUGACUAUGUCGAAUGCUAAUGACGGCAUCAAUCUGGAAAGGUUGGAGAUGAUCGGCGAUUCGUUCCUGAAGCAGGCGAUCACGGUUUACCUGUAUAUGACGUACCCACAUGUCAACGAGGGCAAACUGUCCUAUGCACGCAGCAAGCAGGUUAGCAACUUGAAUCUGUACCGCCUAGGCAAGAAAAAGAAUCUAGGCGAGAUCAUGGUCGCGACCAAGUUCGAACCGACCGACAACUGGCUCCCUCCUGGCUACUACAUUCCCGACAACAGGGAGAAGAGUAUGCCGGACGUGCGUCCGAUCGAGGGACUGGGCCAGUUGGCCAUCGCUGACGAGGAGCAUGGUGCACACGCGGAGGUAGCUGAGGCAGCUGUGGGACGGACCGACGACCCUAGCACGCAGGAACUGACAGAGAUGGGGAGGCAACAGCAGGAGUUCCACGCUGAGCUGGAGAAGAGGAGAGAGGAGAGAGAGAAGGAGGAGGAGGUUGUGGAAGCCGAGGCGGCGUUCAUCCCGUAUAACCUGCAGACCCAGCACAGCAUUCCCGACAAGAGCAUUGCCGACUGCGUUGAGGCACUCAUCGGCUGCUACCUGAUUGAGUGUGGACCACGAGCUGCCCUCAUGUACAUGUCCUGGUUGGGACUGAAGGUUCUGCCAAAGCCAGAGGCAGGAGUUGAACAGCCCAAGUCACCUCUCAUUCCCCAUCCUAAUGCUGAGCAGCUACUAAACUUCUAUCUGGAUGGAUUUGACAAGUUUGAGGAACACAUUGGAUAUACGUUUAAGGACAGGUCUUAUCUUCUGCAAGCAUUCACCCAUGCCUCCUACCAUUACAACACGAUCACCGACUGCUAUCAAAGGAUAGAAUUUUUAGGUGAUGCUAUUCUCGACUACCUCAUCACAAGACACCUUUAUGAAGAUCACAGGCAGCACUCACCUGGCGCUCUCACUGAUCUACGCUCUGCUCUUGUCAACAACGCCAUAUUUGCAGCCCUGGCUGUGAAGUUUGACUACCACCACUACUUCAAGGCAAUAUCGCCAGAUCUCUUCCGUGUCAUCGACAAAUAUGUGAAAAUGCAGAAGGAGAAAGAGACUGCUGGUUGUGACGUUGUGUUCACAGAUGAGGACUUGGAGGAGGGAGAAGAAGUGGAGACGCCUAAAGCUUUGGGUGAUGUGUUUGAAUCGGUAGCUGGCGCCAUCUAUCUGGACAGUAAUAUGUCUCUCAGCACAGUAUGGCGAGUCUACUACCGCAUGAUGAAACCAGAGAUCGAUCACUUCACUGCAAAUGUUCCCAAGUCUCCCAUCCGAGAACUGUUGGAAAUGGAACCAGAAAACACAAAGUUUGAGAAACCAGUUAGGCUUAGUAACAAGGUGCGAGUUGAGGUACACAUCUUCCACAAGGGCACCUUCACGGGCAUAGGACGCAACUCACGCAUCGCAAAGUGCACUGCAGCCAAGCGGGCGCUGCAUGCUCUCAAGGAACUGAAGCGGCAGGAAGGAGCGAACACGUGAGUCCGCGGAGGAGUGUGCACGCCCGCAAGAACAAAUGAAGUAGCACUGUAUUUACGUGAGGAGAAGGAGGAGGAGGAGGAGGAGCACCACUAUACUACCAACUAGUACUGAGUCCUAGACUCGCUCUAAUUGACAAGAUCUUCUGACAAGAUUUGCACGCAUGCUUAGAGAUAGCAGAUCAAGGCCAGCACACAUUGCAAGCAUUGCAACUUCUAAGGAUUGCCAGAGUUUUUUUAUGAAUUUUUUUUUUUUGCAUUUUAUGUCCUGUAUUUGUUCCACAUUAGCAUUGCGACGGGAAGUGCAUAAGUCGCAUGGAAAGUGGUCUCCUAUUAUUGCUUGCCAUUAUAAAAUUGGUACAUUUCAUAGACAAUACUGGAAAGAAAAAUCUAGGAGAAUCCUACAGAGCAAAGUUUGGUACACCAUAUAUUAAAAUAGAUACCAUGAUGCAGGCAAGGGCAUGAACUAGUUUCUCUUAUUUUAAUCUCAUGGACACAAAUUGUCUUUUAAAAUUGAAUCUUUUUUCAGUUAAAUUAGGAUUUAUUCAUGCUUCAUAACCUUUGCUAUCAGUGAGUGGUAACUAAAGAUCUGAGAAUAUGUUGAAAGCUCCAAUGGCCUUCCCUGCGGCUGUGUAACAUGGUUGAACAUGUUUUAAAGUCCUAGUCUUGAAAUUCACAGAGGCAGUCUGUUGCAGCAUCUAGCUCUUAGCACCUGCUUUGUGAACUGGCCUAUAGAUCAUAUGCUUGUAGAUUAGCUGUUAGACUCAUUUGUUAUCAGUUGGGUAGGAUCACGCCAAUAUAAACAGUUUUUAAUACUUUGUGAAGUGCGCGACAUCUAUGGAAGUAUAAUAAUGCAAUGCAAGUUUUAAUGCCAAUGAAACGAGACCAUGUAAUAGUUUUCCUCAUUUAAUCGCUAGACGUUUUACUAAUCCAAAAUAAGGUGUUGUUGCAAAACUGGAAUUGCACAGAAAAAGUUACUGGUUAAAGUACAGUCACGUUCUCACAGUCUUACACGGGGUCUCAACAAUACAAGAUUCUCCUAUACGAAGUAUGUCAGAAAAAUCAUUUCCUAAUGAAGACGAAAAGUCGUUGCGGUGAAAUCAUGCAAAGCUAAUCCACGUUAAGCGAGGCGUGACUGCAUUUACACACUUUUGGAAAUAUUGGACACUCUUAAACGGUGCACAUAUUUGUUUUUCUUCAAACAAGAAUCGGUGAUACUAGGCCAAUAAUACGUUUGCACGUGUUUGGGUCCCUCUUAAUAAAUGAGCGUUGUUAUAUACAUAUAUUCUUUCGUGUGGGUGAGGUUCCAACAUACUUGCGAACGUUAUUGGAUGGUUGCUAACAGAGAUGUGCGGAGUCUGAUGUGCGGAUGUGCGGAUGUGCGGAUGUGCGGAUGUGAGAUGUGCGGAGUCCUCUAUGUGUGAUUAUAAUAAUGUCACAAACGCAACACUAACUUGGGCCUUCAUGUACGUUUAGCUAUUUUAGUUUGGCCAGCUGUUAAUAUAGAGAUAUUUGUGAAUGCAAUUAGGAUAGCAAAGCUCUAUUAAAAGCUUCUGGUAUUAUAACAAAUACGUUGUGUAUUACUAAAUUGAUGAUAUUAACGAGCCCGUUUCAAAUAUCAUGUCAGAUCAGUGCUAACAUUAUUCCGAUUUUUUCUGGAAAAUUGGUUUUAAUGAUAGUGCUUUUGGCACAUGCUGUGAUAAUGCAAUAGUUUGCCAGCAGUUACUGUUCAUCGCCCAUCUAAUUACCUAUGUGAUAAUACAUAUUGUGCUUGACAUCCGAGUGUUCAUAUUAACUUACAUUAUAGUUUAUUCAAGUCGUGUUUCAGACUUAGUAGUGCAUACCAUAAGGGUAGAUAGUAAGCAUAUAAUUUGGUGGUAGUGGUGGUUGUUCUGCGCGCGGUGGUGUGGUGUUAGUGAUGAUGAUAGUUUUCGUUUUUUUAGUUGACGUUUUCGACACAGUCAGCUCGUGUUUUUUAUUUGUGAACCAUCGUCUAUGUUAAAAAACGUAGGAAGAGAUGUUGUUGGCUGUAUACGUGUUUACUAUUCAUGGUCUAACGGAGAUACGCUGUAUAUUUCGCGGUGGAAUAAUUUUCGCGAAUUUCGUGAACGCGUCCCCGUCCGCGAAAAUAACAACACG